This is a messenger RNA of Haliotis rubra (blacklip abalone), 2112 nucleotides long. RefSeq lists its product as uncharacterized. The coding region runs from base 205 to 1740 and encodes 511 amino acids. NCBI's taxonomy places the organism in Eukaryota, Metazoa, Mollusca, Gastropoda, Lepetellida, Haliotidae. The record is from RefSeq and is a predicted model, not a curated record. The transcript is spliced from 2 exons. Gene Ontology annotation, molecular function: zinc ion binding.
CAUGGCUUAUUUCAUGGGCGCCGCCAUUUUGUGGCAGCCAUUAAGCGGCUGCAACGAUGAACUGGUCUGUGCUAUUUGUAACGCCGCGGCAAUCUAUGACGUUGCAAACAAGUCUAGACGGUGCCCAGUCAACGCUUACGCCGCGAAAAACAACGUCUACUUACAGGUCCAACAUUACAUCUCGUUUUAGGGAUUUCUGAUGUCAUGUCUAAAACAAACAUUGCAGAGUCACUACCUGAAGGCAGUGCCAAGUGGGUUACCAAUAAUACUGGAAAGUGGCCUCAGAUAGGAUAUGAAGAUAUUAUUGACUACCUCAUUAAGUCCCACUCAUUUGAUUCCAAGGAAAUGAAAGCUUUUCGAGCAACAUAUGCAUAUAAUUAUGUGCAGAAUGGAUGGUUAGGUGAUAUUCAAAGCAUUGUGGAAAAUGAAGUUCAUUAUCUUAAAGCCUGUGUGUCACCCUCUCAGCCAGGAGCCUCUACAGUUCCUUACAAUGCAUGGAUUGCUGCAAGGAAAGAUGGUACUGUAUUAACUGCAUGUUGCACUUGCCCAGCUGGUCAUGGAAGGUCAUGUAGUCAUGUUGCAGCCAUUAUGUAUGCUGUACAUCUAGCCUGGUUACAUGGAUAUGCUGGUAAAUCUUGUACUGAUUUACCUUGUACAUGGGGACGAGGGACUGACAGCAAUAAAUUACUCAGUGAAUUAAAGGCCAUGAAUUUCAAGCAUCCAAAAAGAUCUGAUGAUCCCAGUCAAGCUGCAGAAACGUCUACAUCAUCGAAAAGCAAGCCCUACAGAUUUAAGCAGUUUGUUACCACAGAAGACUUUACUGAGCAUGUAAAUAAUUCUCCACUUUGUUCUCUUUGGAAACUGAAGGGUACACUUCUCCAUAAAACAUUUUCAGCCACUGAAAAUGUAAAUCCUAUCUGCAAGGAAACGUCAAAUGAUGAAUCAAGACAUGGAUCUCAUGAUAUUGAUUAUAGCAAGACUGUCACAAAAUUGGAAUGUUCUGUUUGCCAGGAAUUUUAUGACAAGUAUGUUAAUCUUCCUGAGUACAAAAGAGAAGAAUUAAGUAAUUUAACAUUAAACCAGGGUGCAUCAUCAAGUCCGCUAUGGAAAGACAGCAGGCGAGUAAGAAUACCAGCAUCAAAGGCCAACAGUGUACCUAAAACAAGUAGAGGCGACCCUGAGAAAUUCCUGAACAAUCACCUGUAUGAGAGAUUUAAGGGUAAUGACAACACUGCUUAUGGAGUGACCCAUGAACCCAUAGCAAGGACACAUUAUCAGGAUAUUUCUGGGAAGAAAGUAAUGUGUACAGGAACUGUUAUAUCAUCACAUGAACCAUUUCUGUCUGCUAGUCCUGAUGGAAUCAUUGAAGAUUCUGCAAUAUUAGAAAUAAAAUGUCCUACAACAUCUGUGCAUGCAAUGAUUGACUCGGGAAAAGGUGAUGUUCGAAACAUUGAGAGUGAACUAGUUCUUUACUCAAAAGGGAGAAAUGGAUAUUUCACUCAGGUGCAAAUGUGUAUGUUCUGUACAGGAAAACAUCAGUGCACCUUUCUUAUGUGGAGACCAGAAGAACAUGACAGAGUCCUGCUUGAUGUUGCAUAUGAUUCCAGCUUUGUUGACAAUACACUGUCUAGAUUAAGAGCGUUUUAUUUUAAACAUAUGCUGGUCCGGUUGGUUGAUGACUUCAAGGCAGGUCGGUUCGUGUUGAGUGAGGAAUACAAGCAGUUCUGUGUGUCACCGUAGCAUGUGUAGUGUAAAUAAAGCUGUAACAGCAUCAACACAUAAAUUACACAGCUAUGCGAAGUUUGUUGUUUUGUUAGAGCUGAGUCAAUAAAUUGCUAUCUAUCUAAUUGAUGUGAUGUAUCUACUAUGUUAUUGACUUACUGUUGAUGUUAAAAAGAAUUUGUAUAUAACCUGUAAAUGUGUACAUUUCCUUCACUCACUGACACUCAAAUGAAUAGUAAUAAAAUCAAAGUUGUGUAUUAUGAAUUGCUGAUAUUUUAUGAAGAAAAUUACAGUUCAAGUCAAAUACUAUUUCACAUGCUAGUAACUUAAAAUAAAUGUUUAACAUAUUUAGGUUGAAUAAUAAAAUACAAUGUACCAGUAUGAAAUGAA